AUGGUAGGCGGUUUCGAAGUAGGUGGCGUCCCUUUCAAUCCCGACGGUUGGGGUCCACCGGACGCUGCAGUCAACACUACCACCACCUCCACACUCCCUCUCAACGUUCCCUUUGCUCCCUUCUCUCGCUCCGAAAAGCUCGGCCGAAUCGCUGAUUUCACUCGCAAUCUUAACCAAGGCUCUGGCCAAGGCGCUGGUGGGCGCAAAAACGCUGCAUCUGAUUCCGUCUUUGACUUCACUGCCGACGAUUCCUUCCCCUCCGCCGCUGACAAUGAUUCUUCCUUCCGUCUCGUUGACGGGAAGCCUCCUCCGCGGCCGAAGUUUGGACCUAAGUGGCGGUUCAACCAGCACCACCGCACACAGCUGCCGCAGCGUCGCGAUGAGGAAGUGGAGGCGAAGAAGCGCGAGGCGGAGAAAGAGAGGGCUCGUAGGGAUCGCCUUUAUAAUCUUAACCGGUCCAAUCAGCAUCAGACACGUAGGGAAGCGGCGGUGUUUAAGAGUUCUGUCGAGAUCCAGCCUGAAUGGAAUAUGCUUGAUCAGAUUCCGUUUAGUACAUUUACGAAACUGUCCUUCUCGGUUCCGGAACCUGAGGAUUUGAUUUUAUGUGGUGGGCUAGAGUAUUAUGAUAAGAGUUUUGAUAGGAUUACACCGAAAGCGGAACGGAGGUUGGAAAGGUUUAAGAAUAGGAAUUUCUUUAAGGUAACUACUACUGAUGAUCCUGUUAUUAGAAGAUUAGCUAAUGAAGAUAAAGCUACUGUUUUUGCAACUGAUAAUAUUUUAGCUACAUUAAUGUGUGCACCCCGGUCUGUUUAUUCGUGGGAUAUUGUGGUUCAAAGGGUGGGAAAUAAGUUGUUUUUUGAUAAAAGAGAUGGGUCUCAGCUUGAUUUGUUGUCGGUUCACGAGACGUCACAGGAGCCUUUGCCAGAGUCUAAGGAUGAUAUAAAUUCGGCAUAUUCAUUGAGUGUUGAGGCUGCUUAUAUUAAUCAGAACUUUUCGCAGCAAGUUUUGAUUAGGGAUGGGAAUAAGGUCACAUUUGAUGAGCCCAAUCCCUUUGCCAAUGAAGGCGAGGAGGUUGCAUCUGUGGCUUAUAGGUAUAGGAGGUGGAAGUUGGCUGAUGAUAUGCAUCUUGUUGCUAGGUGUGAAGUGCAGAGUGUUGUUGAGGUUAAUAAGCGAAGGUCGUUCUUGACAUUGAAUGCGCUUAAUGAGUUUGAUUCUAAGUAUUCUGGUGUUGAUUGGAGGCAGAAGUUGGAGACUCAAAGGGGUGCUGUUUUGGCUACUGAAUUGAAGAAUAAUGCUAAUAAAUUGGCUAAAUGGACUGCUCAAGCUUUGUUAGCUAAUGCAGAUAUGAUGAAGUUAGGGUAUGUUUCUAGGGUUCAUCCGAGGGAUCAUUUUAAUCAUGUGAUUUUGGCUGUUGUUGGAUAUAAGCCUAGAGACUUUGCUACUCAGAUUAAUUUGAAUACCUCCAACAUGUGGGGUAUUGUGAAGAGUAUUGUUGACUUGUGUAUGAAAUUGAAUGAGGGUAAGUAUGUGUUGGUGAAAGACCCGUCUAAGCCACAAGUGAGGAUUUACGAGGUUCCUGCUGAUGCAUUUGAGAAUGAUUAUGUGGAGGAGCCUUUGCCCGAGGAUGAACAAGUUCAGCCUCUUGAGGAGAAUACUGAGAAUGCGGAGGCAAAUGGUGUUACAAAUGAUGUGGAAGAUAAAGAGAUUGAUGCUCAAGCUUGA
This is a messenger RNA of Dovyalis caffra, 1722 nucleotides long. Lineage: Eukaryota; Viridiplantae; Streptophyta; Magnoliopsida; Malpighiales; Salicaceae. The record is from the annotation of a GenBank genome assembly.